This is a messenger RNA of Myotis davidii, 315 nucleotides long. It is a transcript of the gene PPP1R27, whose product is annotated as protein phosphatase 1 regulatory subunit 27. The coding region runs from base 1 to 315 and encodes 104 amino acids. The record is from RefSeq and is a predicted model, not a curated record. Lineage: Eukaryota; Metazoa; Chordata; Mammalia; Chiroptera; Vespertilionidae. The transcript is spliced from 4 exons. Gene Ontology annotation, molecular function: phosphatase binding.
AUGCUGGCCCAGCGCAGCGUGCGCUUCCCCAACGACGUCCUGUUCCUGGACCACGUCCGCCAGGGCGACCUGGAGCAGGUGGGGCGCUUCAUCCGGGCCCGGAAAGUGGCCCUGGACACCCUGUACCCCUCAGGCCUGGCCGCCCUGCACGAAGCAGUCCUGUCCGGGAACCUGGAGUGUGUGAAGCUGCUGGUCAAAUACGGGGCAGACAUCCACCAGCGCGACGAGACGGGCUGGACGCCCCUGCACAUCGCCUGCAGCGACGGGUACCCCGACAUCGCCAGGGACCUCCUCUCCCGGGGAUGUGGGAUGUGA